AUGUCGCGAGCAAUAGACACUGGCUCGACACAGGCGGCGCUGGAGCCUUAUGUCUACUCUGAUUUGCCGACGGAGAACUCGAUCCGGCUGAUCCAGAUCACCCCGGACGAGUCAAAGAGCCAGGGCUUUACCCUGCAGCUCAAAACGUGUACCUUGGACGAUGUGCCUCCAUUCUGGGCCCUCUCGUACACGUGGGGUUCGUCGGACUUCGACGACGGCGCUGACAGUCUCACCACCCCCGAGACCCGAUAUGUCCAGGUUGAAUGUGAAGGCCGAGGUCUCGAGGUCGGCGAGACCCUCUUUGACUUCCUCACCCAGGUCAAAGACGACAUGAUCAACGUUUCAGGGUCACCACCACGACACCGGGUUCCUCCUCGUAAUUAUGCGGCUAGUCCCCGGCAUCGUCUACUCUUCCCCGCCAACCCCUUGAGCCUGUGGGUUGACGCCAUCUGCAUAGACCAGCGCAGCAGCCGCGAAAAGUCCCAGCAGGUCCAGCUGAUGGGCCGCGUCUACGAGGCCGCGCGCAACGUCGUCGUCUGGCUCGGCAGCGCGGAGCCCAACGACAACGUCUCCUGGGUCUUCGACACCUUCGUCCCCGUGAUGCGGGCCGAGGCCCGGUCGAGCGCCACCGUCGCCCUCCUGCAGGAGAUCGGGCCCGAGCUGGACCACCCGGGGGCCACUUGGCUGCUCGGGAGGGACUUCUGCGACCGCUGGCGCCGCUCGUACCCGGACUACUUCGCCUUCUUCCUCCGGAAGCGCUGGCUCACGCGCGGCUGGGUCGUCCAGGAGGCCGCGCUGCCCGCCCCCGCCGACAUCGUCCUGCAGUGCGGCGCCGCGCAGUUCUCCUGGUCCCGCGCCAACCGCCUCUCGGCCUUCAUCCUCACGGUCCGCUGGGACGCCGAGCUCAUCGGCCGCCUGGGCCGGCGGUUGCCGGACUGGGAGAGGCGGCCCGGCACCAUCGACCGCCUGUGGAACCCCGUGCAGAACUCGCUGCCCGCGUUCGGCGGCGACGCGGUCGGCCGCCGGAUGGCCGAGUGGCAGAGGCAGCGCUGGGGCGCCUCGACGGACGAGGAGAUCCGGCACGCCGAGGUGCUGCACACCUUCCACAGGCUGCGCAUCUACCGCUUCGAGAACCCUGUCGACCACAUCUACGGCGCGCUGGGGCUCGUCGGCCGCAUCCUCGGCCCGCGGUACGAGCUCGGCGUCGUGCCCAGCUACGGCGUGCCCGUCGAGCUUGCGUACACCCGCGUGACGGCCUGGCUGCUCCCGCACUUGCCGAACCUCGACGUCCUGGGGCUGGCGGGCAUCGCGGAGGGCCGUCGCGAGAACCUGCCCUCCUGGGUCCCGGACUUCUCGUUCCACGGGCCGGGCCACUAUGCUUCGCUCCAGAGGCUGAGGCAGCUUGCCAACGGGUGCCGUCCCUUUCACCCCUUCGAUGCCUCCGGCACCCACGUGGCGUCGGGGAGGCACGGGGCGCGGAGUGAGGAGCCUGCCGCCCUCACCCUCCAGGGCGUUCUCAUCGACGAGAUUAGGGAAACGCGGAGCCUCGAGCAGUCCGGACACGGCGUCAUCACCGACGUCUCGUGGCUGCUUGAUUUCUGCGACCAACGGGGCUUCUACAGGCUCACGGGACAGCGCUUUGCCGAGGUGGCCGUGGCGACGCUGACUGCCGAUCUGCAGCCGGAGCAGGGCUACGGGGAUGGCCCCGUGCAGUGGGUGCGGCGAUGCAUCUCCUACAAUGCCGCCGCCGGUCAUCAGGGCGGGCCUACAGACCCGGACACGCUUGAUAAGUUGAGGGCGAAAAGCGCACAUCCUGGAGCUGGAGGCCACGGUGACCCGUUCAUCACGCUGGGCGAUGCCCUCGCGAUGUCCGCCAAGGAGGGCUUUGUGCCGCGACUGACGGACGACCCUGUUUCCAGGAUUGUGCAGUUCAUCACCCCCGGGAGACGGGUGCUGGAAACGAAGGAAGGGUAUCUGGGUCUUGGACCUGCGGCUGCCAUGACCGGGGACGAGGUCUGGCUCAUCCAGGGGAGCCGGAUGCCGCUGGUGCUGAGGAAGACACCCGCCGGCACGGUAGCCAUUGGCGAUGCGGAGGGAAUCGGAAGGGGGGCGUAUGCUCUUGUCGGCGAGACUUACCUCCAUGGUGUCAUGUACGGGUCGAUGAUGACGAAGGAUGUGAUUGACAGCUUUCGACCGGUUGUCCUUUGCUAG
This is a messenger RNA of Colletotrichum higginsianum IMI 349063, 2211 nucleotides long. RefSeq names its product Heterokaryon incompatibility protein. Lineage: Eukaryota; Fungi; Ascomycota; Sordariomycetes; Glomerellales; Glomerellaceae. The record is from RefSeq and is a predicted model, not a curated record. Bases 1 to 2211 code for a protein of 736 amino acids. The transcript has a single exon.